Messenger RNA from Staurois parvus, 329 nucleotides. Lineage: Eukaryota; Metazoa; Chordata; Amphibia; Anura; Ranidae. The record is from the annotation of a GenBank genome assembly.
AAUUCUGCAAGUAGUUCUAAUUUACUAUCGCUGUUCUCUAGCUGGUCUAAAACCGCUUUUGACCUAAAGGGACGCUUUUUGGACGCCAUGGAUGUUUCUCAUUUUCCAGGCAGAAAGAACAGUAAAAAUGCAGGCAGGGCACAGGACAAAGCACUCGGGACAAAAUGUAUGUGAAAUGGUUUGAUACAUGAAUGUCACUUUUUUUUUCAUUUUCAAAUUUCCCGCCCUUCCAUCCCCCGUACGUCCCGACGCUCGCAGGGGACGGAACGCAGAUGACAGAUGCCGGCAUCCGCCGGAGGACAUUACAGGGGACACUGCAGGAGGGACAU